This is a messenger RNA of Ochotona curzoniae (black-lipped pika), 1173 nucleotides long. RefSeq names its product HLA class I histocompatibility antigen, A alpha chain-like. Gene Ontology annotation, biological process: antigen processing and presentation of endogenous peptide antigen via MHC class Ib; antigen processing and presentation of endogenous peptide antigen via MHC class I via ER pathway, TAP-independent; positive regulation of T cell mediated cytotoxicity. Gene Ontology annotation, molecular function: signaling receptor binding; peptide antigen binding. Bases 16 to 1104 code for a protein of 362 amino acids. The record is from RefSeq and is a predicted model, not a curated record. NCBI's taxonomy places the organism in Eukaryota, Metazoa, Chordata, Mammalia, Lagomorpha, Ochotonidae. The transcript is spliced from 8 exons. Gene Ontology annotation, cellular component: external side of plasma membrane.
UCUCAGCCAUCCAGGAUGGAGUCCAUGGCGCCCCAGACCCUCCUCCUGCUGCUCGCGGGGGCCCUGGCCCUGACCGAGACCAUGGAGCGCUCCCACUCCCUGAUAUACUUCCUCACCGGCGUGUCCCGGCCCGGCCUCGGGGAGCCCCGCUUCUUCGCCGUGGGCUACGUGGACGACACGCAGCUUGUGCGCUUCGACAGCGACGCUGAGAACCCGAGGGCAGAACCACGGGCGCCGUGGAUGCAGCAGGUGGAGCAGGUGUACUUGGACAGCCACACACAGCGCAGUAAAGAGCAGGCACGGAUUAACAUUGUGGACCUGAACACCCUGCGCGGCUACUACAACCAGAGCGAGGCCGGCUCUCACACCAUCCAGAAAAUGUACGGCUGCGAGGUUGGGGCAGAUGGACACCUCCUCCUCGGGUACUGGCAGUGGGCCUACGAUGGUACUGACUACAUCGCCCUGAAUGAGGACCUGCGCACCUGGACUGCCGCAGACUCCAUGGCUCAGAUCAGCAAGCACAAGUGGGAGGCUGCUGGUGAUGCGGAGAGAUACAGAGCCUAUCUGGAGGGGGAGUGUGUAGAGUCACUGCGCAGAUUCCUGGAGUUGGGGAAGGAGACAUUAUUGCUCAGGGCAGACCCACCCACAGCACAUGUUACUCACCACCCAGUCUCUGACCAGAAGGCCACCCUGAGGUGCUGGGCCCUGGGCUUCUACCCCAAGGACAUCACACUCACCUGGCAUCGCGAUGGGGAAGACCUGACCCAGGACAUGGAGAUGGUGGAGACCAGGCCUGCAGGGGAUGAAACCUUCCAGAAGUGGGCAGCUGUGCUGGUGCCUUCUGGAGAGGAGCAGAGAUACACAUGCCACGUGGAGCAUGAGGGGCUGCCUGAGCCCCUCACCCUGAGAUGGGAGCCUCCUCAGCCCACUGUGCCCAUGUGGGGAGUCAUCACUGGCCUGGUCCUCCUGGCAGCUGUGCUCAUUGGAGCUGUGGUUGCAGCUGUGGUGAUGAUGAUGAAGCGCUCAGGUGGGAAAGGAGGGAGCUACACUAAGGCUGUAGGUGUGGACAGUGCCCAGGGCUCUGACUGCUCUCUCACAGCUUGAAAGUGUGAGACAAUUGCCUUGUUUGGGACAGAGGGAAAGAACCUUGCUCAAGUCCUCAUCCUUCUGUCU